AUGAGUCAGUUGCAAACUGUACCGCCAUCCACAGAUGAUUGCUGUUUGCUACGAACAAACCUUGGCAAGACUUAUCGCCCGCAAGCUGAGGACAUUCUAGGCGAUGAACACCUACUCGAUCUUUUUCGCAUUGUCAAGCAAGUACUGCAAAAGAAGCGGGAUCCCGAGAGCCUUGCUAGACUUUUCUUUUGUGUUUCAUAUGCACUUGGUGAUGAAGUCAAGUUUUACAAGCCUGUUCAUGAAAGCAAGCUUAUUUUCGAUGAUCGCAAGCUUGGAGUCAACACUGUACGGUUACCAAGUGCGAGCACUUGUUGUGGUGGUGGUCAUAGCAACAAUAGCACUACUGGUAGUGCCGCUACACCUUCAUCGUGCUCUGUGACAGCAUCAGUAACGCCUGCAGCACCACCAUCAACAGCAUGUGGUAUCCCUGGCAGCAAUAACAGCACCGUAGCAGAUAUGGCACCACAACACAAAUGGCCCGAUACAGCUUCUCUUUCAUCCACAUCAUCAUCGACAGGACCAGGAUCUCCAUUAGCAAGACUCUUAUCAGUAUCAUAUCUUACAAACAAUCCACCAUCGUCGUCUUCGCCUGCCUCGUCGCACAAUAGCCAUACUCACCCGGAAAAACUUUCGAAUGACGAUACAUCAACCGAUCCAUAUACAGUGCGCCCUUACACCAACUUUCGUCCCAGUUAUCCAAGCACAUCAGACCCUACAACAGCAGCAGCAUCAUCUUCAGCAGCAUCCGUCACCUCUAUCUCGAGACAAAGUGAAGCACGUUAUACGCCUCUUCACCAUCAUCAACAACAACAUCCUUCCAACCAUCCUCAUUCACUCGACAUUGCUCCUCUUCCUUCUGAACAUUCACAUCAAUCAAAUGAAUACGUCAUGGAGCCGAAACAACGUGGCUUUUAUUAUCAAGAUGGCCGGAUAUCCCGAGAACCCAUGUUAUUACAACGCUAUGCUGAACAUGGUGUAUUGACACAAGCCUCAUUGAUGCGUAAACGUAAACGUCAAAAUGGUGAUCCGCCAUCCUCUGAGCUGAUGACUCCACCUCCUGUUCCAACCAAAAAACCGAAAAUACCCCAUCGCCACGGCGAGUUUGAGCAGAGACGUGAUGAUAUCAUCAAUCGACUACGUAGCAUCACCAUGACCGAUCUCGAGCAAAAGGCUGAACGUCUUCCAGCUGAGUAUUCCCUUGCUAUCGAAACGGUGCCUCCUAUCUCAGCUGUUCCCGAAUCAUUGACACCUGAACAAGCUGCCGAGUUGCUUGGUCCUUCAUUGCGUAUCCUCACCAAUCAUUCAAAUAUGAAGCCACAUCUCGACAAUGGCAUGAAUCAAAACGGCAUUUAUUACAAUACGGAUUACUUUCGACUGUAUUUGGCGUUUGAGCAAUUUCAAAACACAUUUGCAGCCUUGUUUCCCAACCAGGUGGUCAAAUUACCAGAAUGGACAAGUGAUGGAUAUGUGGAUAUGCCUGGUACAGGUGAAAGAGAUCGUGACCGAGAUCGCAAUGCCAACAUGAAGGCCUAUCGAAGUUGGAUCGAACCCUUGUUGACAGAAACCAAUUGGGCGGCUUUUCGUCGCAACAUUGUUGUGGGUGAACGUAUGAUGCAAUUAUGCAAGGUGGUCGGCCAAGGUGUAUUGCUCAUGACGAAGGAGUUGAGUGGAUCCAAGCUUCACUUGACAUUUACCAACAAUGAAUGGGAUGAAUUUAUUACCGGUCUUAGCUCAGCACGGUGGGAUCAAACGAUUCAAUGGGAAAAUAAUGGCCAUCCUUCACCACCGCCCACAUCUCCUUUUGCUCACAAGUCGGUCUUGGUAGUGGAGUUACGGCAGAAAUUCUUGACAUGUUAUUGGUUCCAUGAAGAAGGUCGUAUCGUCAACAGUGAUACUCGAAGGGCAGCCAUCAUGACCCAUUCGUCAUCAUCGUCAUCAUCAACAACAUCAUCAUCCACUUAA
Messenger RNA from Lichtheimia ornata, 1962 nucleotides. RefSeq lists its product as uncharacterized. The coding region runs from base 1 to 1962 and encodes 653 amino acids. NCBI's taxonomy places the organism in Eukaryota, Fungi, Mucoromycota, Mucoromycetes, Mucorales, Lichtheimiaceae. The record is from RefSeq and is a predicted model, not a curated record. The transcript has 2 exons.